Messenger RNA from Rhineura floridana, 1893 nucleotides. Its product is annotated as protein lifeguard 3-like. The record is from RefSeq and is a predicted model, not a curated record. NCBI's taxonomy places the organism in Eukaryota, Metazoa, Chordata, Lepidosauria, Squamata, Rhineuridae. The transcript is spliced from 12 exons. Gene Ontology annotation, biological process: negative regulation of apoptotic signaling pathway. Gene Ontology annotation, cellular component: endoplasmic reticulum; Golgi apparatus; membrane. The coding region runs from base 534 to 1442 and encodes 302 amino acids.
GCUCAGGAGGGAGAUUAAGCUCUUGGCCUUAAAAAGGUUCCCCACCCCAAUAUGAAAGCUGCCACCUUCAAAACUUGAUUAUACACCAAAUAGGUUUCACUGGGCCAAAACGAUGAUAUAUCGCAAGUGCCGCAGCUUAUCAUGUCCUCCGAGCUGAGUCUUUUGUGCGCGACGAAAGCUGCAUUUAAGCCCUUAUUCAGACUCGGACAGAGUACGGGAAGGACGGCGCAACUUUCUGAUGGUAGUACCCGAUCAAACCUCUUGGGGGCGUCCUCUGCUUACCGGCACACUAGACUGCAACGUACAGUAUUACCUUUGGACCCGAGAGGGAGUCUCUCGGGUGGCUCCUCCCCUCGUUUCUCAGAGAGCGCCGUCCUCCUUUCCUAAGGGCAGGGAGAAGGAAACUGUGGUAAAGUUCCAGGAAGAAGCCGUAGCGGCCGCAGAAAACGAAACUUCCUUGUUCGGGGAGCUUGCGACAAGGGACAGAGUGCCAAAGGCCAGCACCGAGUGCGGUGAGCCUUGCCUGAGACAUCAUGUCACAUCCCACAGCUCCUCCUGGCUACGACGAUCGGAACCCCCUCUAUCCUCCACCCCCAGGGGGAUAUCCUAGAGGUUAUCCACAACCUCCACCAUACGGUGGUGGGUUUCCACAGCCUGGAGGCUACUCGCAACCAGGGGGUUAUGGGCAGCCAGUUCCUCCUAUGCCUACAGUCCCAAUGGGCUUUGGCGAUACCUAUGGCGGAGGGGAUGGGGCUAUCCAUGUAGCAGACUGGGAUGAUAAGAAAGUCAGACACAUUUUCAUCCGCAAGGUCUACAGCAUCAUCUCAGUGCAGCUGCUCCUGACUGUGGGUAUUAUUGCAGUCUUUAGCUUUGUUGAACCUGUAUCCAGUUUUGUGCGGAGAAAUGUUGCUGUAUAUUAUGUAUCUUACGCUGUAUUCUUUGUCACUUACCUGGUGCUGGUAUGCUGUGAGGGCCCACGGAGACGCUUCCCAUGGAAUCUCAUCCUUCUGACAGUCUUUACGCUGGCCAUGGGAUUCAUGACAGGCACCAUUGCUAGCAUGUACAAUACAAAGGCUGUUUUGCUUGCCAUGUUAAUCACAGCUAUCGUGGCCAUAAUUGUCACCAUCUUCUGCUUCCAGACAAAGGUGGAUUUCACAUCCUGUGCUGGCUUGUUCUGUGUGUUGGGCAUUGUUGUCAUGGUGACUGGAAUUAUCACAGCCAUAGUUCUGGCCUUCAAGUAUAUCUAUUGGCUCCACAUGCUGUAUGCUGCCAUUGGCGCAAUUGCCUUCACCCUGUUUCUUGCCUAUGAUACCCAGUUGGUGCUGGGGAACAGAAAACACACGAUCAGCCCUGAGGAAUAUGUCUACGGAGCCCUCAAGAUCUACACAGACAUCGUCUACAUCUUCACCUUCCUCUUGCAGAUUGUGGGCAGCAGAGAUUAGGAAGCUGAGAUCCUACAUCUGUGCAAGGACUUCUGGCAACUCUCCCCAAAAGUUCAGGAGAACCCUACUUUGACUUUUUGAAUAUAAUGUCAUCUUGUGUUGCUCUCUCCUCUAGAAUGUAUAGAAGCUACUAGGGGAUUCACAUAGUGGACAGUGAUAAAGAUAAGAGAUGAAACAUUGUAUACACUGUAGAUAUUGACUCUAAUUUGUAAAAUGUCUUUUAUUCCUCUAUUUCCACAUGUGGAGCCCCUUUUGUGUAUCUAGUGCUCUGGAUACGUGAAUGUGUAUCACAACAUUAGUGUGUUGUAUCCUAGUCCUUUCAGCUUAUCUCUUAUUUGUAUUUUUUGUCAGCAUACUUAUCUAAAAUUUAGAGGACUCUUCCAAUUAGAAAAUUUAGAGUCUCAGGGCUCCACUAUAUAAGUGCAAAUAAAAUAUAUAUUUUUGAAUAAAA